AUGAGACUUAGUUCUAUCCUAAAGUGUGCCGUAUUGGCACAAUUUGCUGUCUCAAGUGCUCUUCCAAGCAAGAGUCAGGGAAACGACUACACAAGGCUCUCCUCAGCAUUUGGGUGCCAGCUUUAUGGAUUUCCCGACAACGAGGAUGGAUCUGCCAAUAAUGCCAUCCCACCCAACCUUCGAUCUGGCUCUAGAUUCAAAUACUGUCCUGCCGGGGGUGCUCAGUUGACUUCUCCCAGUCUUAGAGAUGCCAGAGGCACUAGAGGGUCGCUUGAUGCCGUUCAUUACCCUGGCGAUGCUGGCGAUGAAGGCGACUGGGUCCACUUUGACGAUUUCAUGGGCCAAGGUAUUGCAUUCAUUAAGAAUAACAACAUGCAGGACGGCCUAGAGCUUGAUCUUUGGAAUGGGCCUGACUCAACCUUGUUCUGGAACACAGAUUACUCACAAUACCUCGAGACCUGGACGCGCAUGUGCAAGCGCUUCAACCUAACAAAUACUGGAGCUGUACCUUGA
This is a messenger RNA of Aspergillus nidulans FGSC A4, 513 nucleotides long. RefSeq lists its product as uncharacterized. The transcript is spliced from 5 exons. NCBI's taxonomy places the organism in Eukaryota, Fungi, Ascomycota, Eurotiomycetes, Eurotiales, Aspergillaceae. Bases 1 to 513 code for a protein of 170 amino acids. The record is from RefSeq and is a predicted model, not a curated record.